Molecule: messenger RNA, 1794 nt
Organism: Desarmillaria tabescens
Lineage: Eukaryota; Fungi; Basidiomycota; Agaricomycetes; Agaricales; Physalacriaceae
Product: kinase-like domain-containing protein
Exons: 8
Coding region: 1-1794 (597 amino acids)
Biological process (GO): intracellular signal transduction; peptidyl-serine phosphorylation
Molecular function (GO): protein serine/threonine kinase activity; ATP binding
Source: RefSeq, a predicted model, not a curated record
AUGCUCCAGCCCGCUACUAAUACCUCUCCUGAUGCCUCGUCACAGUCCUUGGCAGAUUUGAGCCGUCGGGCGUCGGUCAUCUCGACGUCAAGCUCCGACGCUGGUCAAGUUUCACCGGUGCUCACCACACCACGUCCAAGGCCAAUUCGCACAUUCUCAGCACCGAGGUCUGCUAGCCCGCUACCAGCGACACCCAGGGCAUCCCGACCACCGUCAUAUCUUACACGCGACUUGGCCGUGUCUACUGAAACACCAGAACCAAGGAAGGGUUCUAGGUCAACGUCGAGAGCACCCUCAAAGUCGCGUGGUCCGACUAUAGAGGACUUUACUGUUGGGGAAACACUGGGCGAGGGCUCUUAUUCCACGUUCAAGGUGCUUCUCGCCACUUAUCUGCGCACCGGUCAGAAAUACGCCAUUAAGACCUUAGACAAAAGCUAUUUAAUCAGGAAGCAGAAGAUGGCGACUGCUUUGACAGAGAAGAACGCUCUCCUACGGUUGGGUUCCGGACACCCUGGCCUUGUUCGGAUGCAUUUCGCCUUUCAAGACGAAUGGAGUUUAUACUUUGUUAUUGAUUUGGCUACGAAUGGAGAGCUACAGACAUUGAUAUCACGUAUGGGGUCGCUGAGUACUCGAUGCAGCCGUUAUUAUGCGGCCCAGAUCAUCGAUGCUAUUCAUUUCAUGCAUGACAAGGGCGUCAUACACCGAGAUCUGAAGCCAGAGAACAUUCUCAUCGACGAAGCUUUCCGGAUCAAAAUCACCGAUUUCGGGACCGCCAAGAUCCAGGACAGUGGAUUGGAGGCAGAGAGAUUCGUUGGAACUGCCCAAUUCAUUGCUCCGGAGCUGGUGUCGUCAAAUGAAACGAGCAGAAGUUCUGACAUCUGGGCCUUUGGCUGCAUAGUCUACCAAAUGAUAGCUGGUCGAUUCGCAUUUUCUGGACUGUCCGAAUAUCUGACGAUGCAGAAAGUCAAGAAAAUGGAAUACUCGUUCCCUGAGGGGUUCGAUGAGCAAGGGAAGGAUCUUGUUCAGAAGCUGUUGGUCCGCGACCCUCAGCAGAGAUUAGGCGCUGGGACGGAAGGGACAGAUAACGAUAUGAAGGCACUCUACUCCCAUCCCUUCUUCGCUUCCAUCAACUGGAAAACCUUAUGGACAGAUCCCGCACCUCCCCUAGAAUCUGGUCUCAUCAAGAAGGAACACCCGCUUUCUCAAGAUGAAGGCAAGAACUGGGAAGAUGUCGGUGUUGCUUGGGACGAAAUUGCUAACGGUAGUAAAGAAGAUGAUACAUCAUGGGCCGCUGAGGGCGACGUCUCGCCUAUUGUCCGUCAUAGUGCCUUCGACGCUGAACCUCAGCAAAUGUACAGCUCGGCCUUCUCAACUCCGACACGCCUGAGUCCAAGCUGCCCAGCCCUCCGGAUACACCUACGACUGUUAAGACACCGCCAAUCAAUGUACCGUCACGACCCCAGGAUAAUCAUCCAUCCGGGCGCUUCGCCGGAAAGUUCGUCCGACGGCAGUCCAGUUGGUACACUUGUUGGAGCGUUCAGGUCUAUGCGACCUCUGUCGUUGGGCCCUGACUCCUUGACAGAGCAGCGGGACGCACUGUUAGAAGUGGAACGAGGGCGAAAACAAGCUAUGACUCCUGUUCAGGGCAAUGGUCCGCUUGUAGACUUGUUCGUGCCAUCCUUCGCUUUGUUAUCUCCGUUCAUUGAUUCCUUGGUCCUUCAGCGGAUCGCUCUUGAACCUUCCCCCAACCGAACCGGUGAUAUUUACUUCAACGGUUCAAGCGACAUCAGCUAG